Messenger RNA from Papilio machaon (common yellow swallowtail), 361 nucleotides. Its product is annotated as dynein light chain Tctex-type 1. Gene Ontology annotation, cellular component: cytoplasm; cytoplasmic dynein complex. The transcript is spliced from 3 exons. The record is from RefSeq and is a predicted model, not a curated record. Gene Ontology annotation, biological process: microtubule-based movement. Lineage: Eukaryota; Metazoa; Arthropoda; Insecta; Lepidoptera; Papilionidae. The coding region runs from base 14 to 361 and encodes 115 amino acids. Gene Ontology annotation, molecular function: dynein intermediate chain binding.
UUAAAUUUGAAACAUGGCGAAUGCUGAUGAUGAUGAGAAUAUUGUGUUUAAUGUAGAAGAGGUCCAGAAAAUUGUUAGAGACAACAUUGAACUUUGUCUUGGAGGCAAUACUUACAGUCAUUCACGCACACCGCAAUGGAUUUCUAUUAUUACCGAAAAAACUCUAUCAAGACUGAACAAAUUAAAUAAGCCCUUCAAAUACAUAUUGAGAAUAACUAUAACUCAAAGAAACGGAGCCGGCCUGCAUACCGCUGCCGCUUACUAUUGGGAUACAGCAACCGAUGCAACCUGUACCGUUCGUUGGGAAAAUAAAUACAUGUACUGCAUUGUUAAUGUUUUUGGUUUGGCAUUACAAAUAUAA